ACCCAGGAUCCGGGACUUGGGAAACCAGACGUUUGACUGUAUCCUUCCCGCCCAAGGACUGCGGGCCGUUGAGACUUUAAAUGCAGUGUGAAACAAGUUGUUCCGCAAAGUUUCCAUCGGUUGGUGAACCAAUUUUUCCGUCGAAGGUGGAUUUUCUACCGGUUCGUUUCUACGAACCGACCGGUAUUAUCGUCGUCCGGGGAGGGCACAUUCGAGCCAAACUCCCCGAUCCGAGUUGAACGCGAUUCUCGCGCCGGAUCUGCUGGAUUUUCCCAGCCUAACCUCCCAUGCGGCCCAAAUGAAUCGCGAAACCUGUUCCGCCAGACGACCUCACGACUCGCGCACACAGAAACACCCUUCACGCGUGUAAAAACAUUACAUCGUUCGGGCGUUGGUUUGUUGAUGUUUGUGCGCGAACCAGUCGUGUUUCGCCGAACGCGGUCGCGCUUGGCGAGUGGGGAUAGCAUCUAUAAAAGCAUGCGCAACCGACUUUACUUCGUGUAUUUUACAGUCGGCAAUAAGCGCCAAAAGAGUGCUCUACAACGUGCAACGCGGUUCGUACCGUUCGAUUUGACGGCAGUGACAGAGGAAUUAUCUCCACGAUAAAGCGCGUGCGAAUCGAAUCGGCCUCGUUUCAGCGCAAAACUACCGCAAGGCAAGCGUUUUGAAUUACGCAAUAACGGCUAACGCGAGUGAAGAGACGGUGACAACAAAUAGUAGCAGUAAAAUGGUGAUAUCUACCAAAAUUCGUACCAGCAGCAUCGGCAGCAACAUUGACGGCAGCAUUGACGCCAAGUUGGCGAAUAUGUUCAUCGACACAAGCGGCAAGGGAACCUCCGUUGGGAUGGUGGCGGAACCGAUCGGUGCAACCGUCCGGCGCGCGCUCGUUGCCGCGAACCGCGAGGACCGUGCCAUCGUCGGAUUGUCCGAAUCGAUAAACGCCCUCUCAAAGACGCCGGAAGAUUUUCUCUUCUGCUUUCUGGCAGCUUCGGGAAACCCGGCCAACCACAUGCAUCAGGUGCUGCUGGAGGCGUUCUGUUUCGAGCAUGACAUUUACAUAAUUAAGGUCGAUAGUGCGGAAAAGUUGAGCCGAAUGCUCGGCACACAGCGCGUAGAAUCCUGCGCCUUGCUGCAGAAGAGCUGGCCUGCAGGAUGCGCGGAAACCGUCACCGAUGUGGAGGACCAGCUUGUCGACUACUGCGAGGAGCAUUGGGAAUCGCCAAUUAAGCCAAUUAUCAAGCUACCGGAAAAGUAACCCCGCCACAGGCUCAGUAUCCUAGUGAUGACGUGAAAAUUCCCCAAAAAAAAAUCUUUGCUGAAGAUGCAAAGUGCCGUGCGUGGAGACGAUUACUCCUGACCAUUCUUCGGUUCCAUCGGAAUGGUGGUGGACAGAAAAGAUCCGAGCAACGGAAAGUGAUCGGUGCAGCGCAAGAGACAAUGGUGCUAAUAUCGAACGAGUUCAAAGUGGUUUCAUUGCACUGAAACAAAUCGGAGAUGGAUUAUGUUAUACACGAUCGUUUCGCUACGGCCAAUGUACGAUCGUGGAGGCAGUGCAGCAAAUGUGAGAUCAACCAACGAAUUCGGCGGUGAUAAAACGUUGCUCUCAGUGAUCACAAACUUACAAUCAUAACAACUUUUGAGCUAAAGGACGUUUAAAUAUUAUGUACGACGGUUGUGCUUUGUUACAGUUGAAGACUAUGCUACGUUAUUUUAAACAAGUUGCGUGUCAUGUAAGAGGUGGCUAAAGGACUGUGCAACACAGCAGUGUAUGCGUGUAGAAAGGCAAACAUCACAUUUAAGUUCUUUAAAGCGACUUUGUUUAGUAUCUAAAUGGCUGGAGAACUAAAGGAAUUAAGAAGACCUGAAAUAAAUCAAAUGUACUGCAUUGGACGAAAUAA
Messenger RNA from Anopheles stephensi (Asian malaria mosquito), 1898 nucleotides. RefSeq lists its product as uncharacterized. Bases 728 to 1255 code for a protein of 175 amino acids. Gene Ontology annotation, cellular component: cytoplasm; nucleus. Lineage: Eukaryota; Metazoa; Arthropoda; Insecta; Diptera; Culicidae. Gene Ontology annotation, biological process: regulation of cell cycle. The record is from RefSeq and is a predicted model, not a curated record. The transcript has 2 exons.